CAAUAGUGCCAGUCGUUGUAUAAGGUGGGCCUGAGUUGACCUCCAGGAUAGCAAGUUCGAAGUUAUCUCUCUCACAUCCGACAAGUUUGGUAUAAGAUCAUGGCUGGUGAUCCCCACCUCUUGUCACAGGUUGAUGCAAAGACGGUUCAGCAGCUGCAAUCACGAGUGCCGAAGAUUUCCAAGCUCGACAGAGAGCAUAUUGAGAAGGGUUUCCACAACGGGUCAUUAUUCCCAUUGAUCAUAAAUGCUAACCAUCGAGAGGAGUUGCUGGAUCGACUGAAGAUGGUUAGUGUUCCAAUCCCAUCACUGAGGACGUUCUUCCAGGAUAUUUUAUAUCUGUGCAUUGCCAAGAACGUCAUGAAAACAUUAGAAAGGCUAGACUUGGCCCCGAGGCAAAAGCCGACAAUUGAUGAGGGGGUGAAAGGAGGAUACCGCUGGACUCAAGGAUUACAUGCACCCCAGCAACAUGAAGUUCAGUAUCACCUGCUAGAACUUUGGCGGUUCAGCUUUCAGUAUGGCUGUGAGAUGGUCGGCACCAAUCGGCUUGUUAGGAACACCAAGGGUCAAAGUGAUUCUGUGACGUGGGACUUGCAAUACGCAAGUCCCGAUCGAAAGUCGCUCUGGAAGCAUUUCUUUUGGCUCGCGAAUCACUAUGGGUUCACGGUACCGAAUGACAGCCCGGUGGAGCGUUUAGAGAUUGAAUGCACGCCUGGUGAUCAUCCUGAGGAACUUGGAAGCGAUGAGCCUCUGAGCCGGCGCUCUGGUAAGCCAUUUGCAGACUCCGUGGACGCUGAUCGCUUCGCGCUAUCCUCUUUGGGCCUACAGCGGCAAUGGAAGGAUGAUCAGGGAGUCACCUUAGGUCUUGUUCGGGGUUGGAUGUUCCGUGCCUUCUUCAGCCAUCUCAUCCCCGCAAAUGACAACCGCCCAAUUUUAGUGGGCAAACGUAGUUGAUUUGAUUGAGUGCCUAUCGGCUCAGGCUAGCUAUGUCUA
Messenger RNA from Aspergillus glaucus CBS 516.65, 990 nucleotides. RefSeq lists its product as uncharacterized. The transcript has a single exon. The record is from RefSeq and is a predicted model, not a curated record. The annotation marks the transcript as partial. Lineage: Eukaryota; Fungi; Ascomycota; Eurotiomycetes; Eurotiales; Aspergillaceae.